GAUGUGACUUCGUUUCUUUUCCCUUAGGAGUUUCUUGUUUUCAAUGAAGUGUGCAGUUUCUUGAUUUCUUUUCGAGUUUUAGCUUUUUAGCAUCCUCAUCCAUUGGUAAUUGCUGUUGCUGUUUGAAUAUAAUAUUUAGCAAAGUAAUUACUACGAAUAGUAUAAUUUUUGACUUGUUACCUAACCCAUCUCUACCCCUCUCCCAUCAUCAUGGAGACACCAUGGUAUUGCAAAAUUGAGUUAGAUCGAAGAAUCGAAGUUUUAUCAAUCAUUUAAGCAAUACUAGUAUGUACCUACAUGGAGAGUAAUUGUGUAGAGGGAAAUCAUUUUUGACUACAAAUCAACUCAUUGGUGAACAGAUUUGUUUUCUCAUUAUAAUAUUAGGUUAGUAUCCAGCAAUCAUGACGUAGAUUACCAGAAUAUCACAUAAUAAGUGUGAUAUUAUAACACCAUGGAUGGGUCCGUAAAGUGAGAUGUAAAUGGCCUGGGGCCAUGCCGAGGCCUGUCCACUGUUCACUCGGGCGCCAGAAAUACCGUGUCACAAUUCCACAGAACACUGAGUUUGAUUGGAUGUCUCAGGGUGGAAAUAUUGGCAUCACAAGUAUUGAAUAAGAUGGCCGAUAGUCAUGGAAAGUCAAGAUCAAAGAAAUCCUGGAAACAUAAACAUAAAGAUGAUAAAAAGUACAGAUCAACCAGAACAUCUUCUCACUCUAGACAUUAUCUUAAUGAUGAAUGUGAAGUGAAAACACCACCAUUACCAACCAAUGAUAAAAAAGCUUUAGAGGAUCUGCUAAAAAAAAGAGAAGACUUAAAAAAAGAGUUGAGUAAAAUAAAUAAUUCAAAUGAUACUGUGCAUUCCAAACAAAAGGAUGAAAUUAAUAAUAUUGAUAGUGAUAACACAAAAGAUAAAGUAGACAACUCUAGAAAAAGGCAUGCUGAAAAUGAAAAAUCGAAGGUUAAUAAAACUGAACCUAAACAAGCAGUACCUGAUGUUGAAACUCUAGACUCUGAUGAUGAGCAGAACAUUAUAGAACAAAGACGAAAACUACGAAAAAAACUGAUUGAAAAGCUUAUAUCCAACAAUAAAAACAUAGCUACUGAUAAUAAUGGCAAAGAAAAAAACCAUUCUAACAAUAAAGAAGUAACGAACUCUAAAAGUUUAGUGACAAAUAUGCAGAAUAAUAAUGAUAAUACUACAGACAUGUUUUCAGAAAAAGAUGAAUUUAAUAUUUUUAAUACUGCACCAGAUAAUGUCACACAAGAGAAUACCAACAACACUCAGCUGUCUGAUAACUGGGAUGAUGCAGAAGGAUACUAUAUUAUGAGGGUUGGAGAUGUUCUAAAUAGUAGAUAUACAGUAAAAAAUAUUUUAGGCCAAGGCAUGUUUGCUAAUGUUGUCCAUGCAAUUGAUAAAGUAAAAGGCAACUGUGAUGUGGCAAUAAAAAUUGCAAGAAACAAUGACAUGAUGUACAGAAAUGCUAUCAAAGAAAUAUCCAUGCUCAAAGAAAUAAACAAUGCUGAUCCUGAUAAUAAACACCACUGUGUAAGACUUCUCAGGCACUUUAUCCAUAAAGGGCACUUAUGUAUUGUUUUGGAGUCAUUGAGUAUGGAUUUGCGAAGUGUCCUAAAGAAAUACGGGAAAAGCAAUGGGCUCAAUAUGAAAGCAAUCAUCAGUUAUAGUCGGCAGUUACUCAUAGCACUGAGACAUUUAAAGAAUGUUGGCAUAGUGCAUGCUGAUGUGAAGCCUGACAACAUUUUGGUUAAUGAGAAGAAGAAUAUUCUGAAACUAUGUGACUUCGGAUCUGCUGAAAAGGUUAAUGAAAAUGAUUUAAAACCGUACUUGGUUUCUCGUUUCUACCGUGCGCCAGAAAUAAUAUUGGGCAUUCGUUACGGGCACGGCAUCGACUUGUGGUCAGCGGGAUGCACCAUGUAUGAGACAGCCACAGGAAGGAUCAUGUUUGUGGGGGGAUCCAAUAACAAAAUGCUAAAGUGCUUCAUGGAUGUCAAAGGAAAAAUACCCAACAAAAUGAUAAAGAAGGGUAAAUUUAAAGACCAACAUUUCAAUUACAAUAACAAUUUUCUCCUCCACAAAAAAGAUGAAGUGACCGGUAGAGAUAAAGUAGCAGAAAUGUGCAUCACUAAUCCUACAAGGAACUUGCAAGAAGAGUUGAAGAAGUAUUGUAAAAACUUGGAAGCUAAAGAUGAGAAAAAACUGGUACAACUAAAAGAUUUAUUGGACAAGGUACUUAUGUUAGACCCAAAUCAAAGGCUUUCCAUUGUGGAUUGUCUAAAACAUCCAUUCCUUCAAGACGAAGCAUAAAUAAAUUCUAAAUAAAUUAACGUUUAUGGUUACUGAA
Molecule: messenger RNA, 2357 nt
Organism: Plutella xylostella (diamondback moth)
Lineage: Eukaryota; Metazoa; Arthropoda; Insecta; Lepidoptera; Plutellidae
Product: serine/threonine-protein kinase PRP4 homolog
Biological process (GO): peptidyl-threonine phosphorylation; peptidyl-serine phosphorylation
Molecular function (GO): protein serine/threonine kinase activity; ATP binding
Source: RefSeq, a predicted model, not a curated record